This is a messenger RNA of Knipowitschia caucasica, 921 nucleotides long. The record is from the annotation of a GenBank genome assembly. Lineage: Eukaryota; Metazoa; Chordata; Actinopteri; Gobiiformes; Gobiidae.
AUGUCAGAGGCGAGUUGUGUGGCGCUGACUGGGGACCACUGGACCUCUGUCAACAACGAUAACUACCUCGGCGUUACUGUACACUUCAUCGAUGCCAGCUGGGAGCUUCACUCCUUCGCUUUAGAGAUGCUCAAGCGUGUGAGGCGCAACAGAGACGCACUGCACACAGUGCUGUCUCAGCAGAAGCAGAAUCUGGCCCUCCCAACAAAUGCUGAAUAUGAGAAGUUGGCAAAGCUAGAGGAACUGCUGGAGCCAUGCAGGUAUAUCACUGAGCUCCUUGGUGGGAAUAAGUAUGUAUCCUGCUCUGUGGUCCUACCUGCCCUGUGCCACCUCCAGCAUGUGAUGAAGAUCUCAGAUGAUGAUCCUGCCUAUAUUGCGCGAUUCAAGGCUGCCUUCACCAAGGACCUCAACCAGCGGAGGGAGAAAAUAAACCUGGAAUGGCUUAAGGUGGCGACUACGCUAGAUCCACGAUUUAAGGACCUUAAGUGCUUGCCCAGAGCAGAGAGGGAGCCAGUGUGGGCAAAGCCAAGUGAGUUGGUCAAGGGAGAAGAACCUGCUCUGCAGCCACUCAGGGAGGAGAACUCUGAGCCACCCAAGAAGAAAAUAGCCCUGCUAUUGAUGGAUUCAGACUCAGACUCAGACUCAGAGACACCAGAAGACAAUGCUGUGGAGAGGUACAAGGUAGAGCCCAGUGCCAGUCUAGAUCAGUGUCCACUGAAGUGGUGGUCGGAGCACACUGCUGUCUAUGGUAAGAUGUCCCUCAUUGCCCGUAAAUACUUGGGGACUCCAGCCACAACGGUCCCAUGCGAGAGGCUAUUUUCUUUAGCAGGCCAUAUUGUGCAGAAGAGGAGAGCUAGUUUGUCACCAGAAAAUGUAAACAAGCUGGUCUGCCUGAGUGACUGGUGGAAGAAGGAGAAAUAG